Eublepharis macularius is the source of this 3151-nucleotide messenger RNA. It is a transcript of the gene HP1BP3, whose product is annotated as heterochromatin protein 1 binding protein 3. The transcript has 12 exons. The record is from RefSeq and is a predicted model, not a curated record. Gene Ontology annotation, biological process: heterochromatin organization; nucleosome assembly. The coding region runs from base 671 to 2374 and encodes 567 amino acids. Gene Ontology annotation, molecular function: DNA binding; nucleosome binding. NCBI's taxonomy places the organism in Eukaryota, Metazoa, Chordata, Lepidosauria, Squamata, Eublepharidae. Gene Ontology annotation, cellular component: nucleus; nucleosome; chromosome.
CGGUGAGAAAUGGGGAAGUGUGAAAUUCCCUGGGAUUUUUUUUUAAAGUUUGUUGUAAGCUGCCUUCAGCACGUGAAUGCUUAAAAUAAGCCCCAAAAGAUAAAUGGGGGGAGUUGUCCUCCUAGGCCAGUAAACGCGUGUUUUAUUUACGCAGAUAUUUCCCCCCUGCCUUCCCCAGUGGCUCACAUCACGGUCUUUAUAUGGAGAUCUCUGCCUUCCAGAGCCCAGCAGCCUUUGGGUGGCUGCCCCACUGGUGUUUCUGCUGGCCUGGUAGAUUUCUGCCCUGGUCAGUAGGCCAAGGGGCAGGGCUGUCCCAACCCCUUUGGAGAGGCCUUUGGCCUUCCCCUGGGGCGAUGCUUCGGGGCCAGCCAGGCCGCUUUCUGCUGUGGCGCCUUAGCGCUGCCUUUGGCUUGCCUGUCCACCAGGAAGCAGCGGUGACUCGCCCUAGCCUGCGCCAUUGCGCUUCCCUGGAACUUAACUGAGCUUGGUUUGCUUAACUCUAUAGGGUCAUUGGUGUGUAGAUAUGGAUGGCCGAUGUUCUUGUGCCCCCUCUUCACACUAGGUUUUUUCUGCACUUCAGGUUUGUCUCUGUUAGGAAGGCCGACCCCUUGUGGUUAAAACCUGGGGCUCCCAAGUGUUACCCUCACGUUGGGGCUAGACAUUAAUUUAAAUGGCGACCGAUCUGUCCGAAGCUGAUCCUGCACACCGUAAGGCGUUUGCACUCUUAACAGGAGAUCCCCUGGACGAGUGGAGUGAGAAGGUCGAAGACGGCACCAUGCCAAUCCGCCGAGCUGUGAAUUCUGCUCGAGAAACCCCUCCCAAAACCAAAGCUGCCGAAGCAGAAGAGGCCAAGCCAGAUCCCGAUGUCAGUUCUGAAGAAUCGGCUUCCACCGUAGAGGAGCGAGGGAAUGAAACUCCACCAGCCACAUCGAGUGAGGCAGAGCCACCAAAGGAGCCUGAGGCUGGAGAGAAGGCAGAUGGGCAGGCUGCCGAAGAAGCCCAGAAGGAGGAGAAGGAUCAAGCUAAAGAGAAGGAGAAGAAAGUCAAGAAGACCAUUCCAGCCUGGGCUACCCUCUCUGCUAGCCAGCUCGCCAGAGCACAGAAGCAAACUCAAAUGGCGGCGUCCUCCCGCCCCAAGAUGGAUGCCAUUCUGAUCGAGGCCAUCAAGGCGUGCUAUCAGAAAGGCGGGGCAUCGGUUGUCGCCAUUCGUAAAUACAUCAUCCACAAGUAUCCUUCGCUGGAACUGGAGCGGAGGGGCUACCUCCUCAAGCAGGCCCUGAAGAGAGAACUGGAGCGGGGGCUGAUUCGGCAGGUGAAAGGAAAGGGAGCCUCUGGGAGCUUCGUGGUGGCCCCAAACUCAGGGAAAACAUCUCAGAAGUCCAGAGAUCGGAAGAGGAGCACUUCAGCUUCUGGGCCGGAGCAGCAGGUGAAGCUCGAAGAUGUCCUCCCGCUGGCCUUCACCCGCCUCUGUGAGCCAAAGGAGGCUUCCUAUAGCCUGAUUAAAAAAUACGUCUCUCAGUACUACCCCAAGCUGAAGGUGGAUGUGAGGCCCCAGCUGUUGAAGAACGCCCUGCAGAGAGCCGUGGAGAAGGGCCAGCUGGAGCAGAUCACGGGCAAAGGGGCCUCUGGGACAUUCCAGCUGAAGAAAUCGGGGGAAAAGCCACUGCUGGGCGGGAGUCUGAUGGAGGAUGCGAUCCUGUCUGCCAUUGCGGCCAUGAACGAGCCCAAGACCUGCUCCACGACUGCCCUGAAGAAGUAUGUCUUGGAGAAGCACCCAGGGACAAACUCCAGCCUCCAGGUUCACUUACUGAAGAGGACCCUGCAGAAAUGUGAGAAGAAUGGAUGGAUGGAGCAGAUCUCCGGGAAGGGCUUCAGCGGCACUUUCCAGCUCUGUUUCCCCUACUAUCCCAGCCCUGGAGUUCUGUUCCCAGACAAACAGAAAGAGGACAGUUCAGAGGAGGAAGAGGAGUCUGAGGAGGAAGAGGAGGAGUCUGAGGAGGAGGAGGAGUCUGAGGAGGAAGAACCACCUCCCAAGAAACGGAUGCAGAAGCGGCCCCCACCGAAAGCUCGGAACAGGGCCCCUCCGGUGAAGCGGCGAGAGGCCAAGCCCAAGCCGCGCAAGGCCCCUGCGGUGCAUCGUGGGAAAGCCAGGCCCCCUCCCACAGUCAAAGCCCCUGCCAAGAAAGCCAAGCCAGCACCCCCCCGGGCAGCUGUCAAGAAUGCCAAGCCAGCACCCCCCCGGGCAGCUGUCAAGAGUGCCCCUAGCAGCAGCCCUGCCCCCAAGAAACCAGCUGUCGGCACCCGGAAGGAGGUGAAGCCCACUGCCAAGAAGAGCAAGCCCACCAUGCGCAAGUCCCUGAGGGCAAAAAAGUAAGCGCUUCUCUUGGCAGAAGGGCUGCCCCGAGAGCCCUCGCCCACCUCAGGUGGCUUUGUACGGUCAAAACACAUUUGUAUCUUAGUUCAACGCUUUCAUAUUUCUCUCUCCUUUUUUUCUCCCUUCUUCCUUAAUCUGGGGAGAAAAGCAGAAACUCAAAGUGAGGUCUACAAUCUAAGCCUUUCCAAGAACCCUAGGUUCUGGUCCCUGGGCCUCCCCCCUCUCCCUCACACCUCUCCCUGGGCUCAGAACCAAGCACCAGUAACACAGGACUCCGAAAAGCAAAAGCUCACCUGUGCAGGGUGCAACUUGGCUCUGAAUGCUGGUUGCAAAGAAGAUUUCUAUAUUUCUAGAAAGUGUGGAAGCCAGUCCCUGGGGAGAAGAAAGAACUGGCUGGAAGGCCCUCCUUGCCCCUGGCUGAGGAAGGCCUUUCUUUCAUUUUGGGGUCAGUCUCCUCCGAGGGUCUGCCGGAGGAUCUGGCAUGUCCCCUGCCCCCCCCCAUUACUUUUAGUAGUGUGUUUUGUUGUUUAGCUUAGUUACACCCACCCACCCCCUUCCCAGGAGUCAGGCUCUCUUCUUCAAACCAGGUGUAUAUCAAAGUCGUCUUGACUCCAGCUUUUGAAACUUCCUUUUAAAGAGAGAGAGAUGAGGAAUCUUGAGUUUUUGUCACUUGUUGCCCCUUUUUUAAAGAAAAAUGUCAGAGAAAUUAUCUGAUUGCUAAUGUAGAGCCAUUAAGAAAGAAACUUGCUGUUUGCUAAAAUAAAAACAAGACUCCAA